AUGCAGUGGACCUGGUAUACCAAUUUACUCUUGUGGCUAAUAGUAGCGAAUUCAUGUUUAGCACAACAAACUGCAGACACGGCUGCUAAUCAAAAAACAAAACAAAUUCUUAAAUAUAUAACUGCAUUGCCAAGUCAAGGCAAAGUUCUUUCUGGUCAAUUUGCUGGUUAUAGCCCUGAUACAUUUAAUAUUAAUCAAAUAGAUGAAAUUGCUAGACUAACAGGCCAAACACCAGCUAUUCUUGGUUGUGACUAUGCAUGUGGUUGGAAUUAUAAAACACCACCACAAUUUAUUAUUGAUUAUUCAUGUAAUCCAUCAUUAAAAGAUCAUUGGAAUAAAGGUGGUCUAGUUACCAUAAAUAUGCAUUUACCAAAUCCAGUAUCACUUAAUGGUGGCGGUUAUAAAGAUCGAAUGAAUUUAAAUUUUGUUCAUUUAAUUAAUUCAAAUACAGAUACUGGAAAACGAUGGAUUCUAUUUCUUGAUCGUAUGGCACAAGGUUUAGAUGAUCUACAACGAGCAGGAGUAACUGUUUUAUUUCGGCCGUUGCAUGAAAUGAAUGGAGAUUGGUUUUAUUGGUGUAAUCAGGAUUCAGAAGUAUUUAAAAAUGUAUGGAGACAUAUGUUCAAUUAUUUGACAAAUACAAAACAAUUACAUAAUAUUCUUUGGGUUUAUUCACCUGAUCAGAGUCGAGCAAGUCCAUCAAGAUAUUAUCCAGGAGAUUCUUAUGUUGAUAUUGUUGCACUUGAUGUUUACACUGAUGAUCCAAACUCUAUGAAUGGCUAUAAUGAAAUGUUAAAUUUAAAUAAACCAUUUGCACUCGGUGAAGUUGGUCCAAGUACAACUAAUGAUCAUGAAUUUGAAAGGAUAACGGCAAUACAAUCGAAAUUUCCUCGAGUUGCUUAUUUCUUAGCAUGGAAUGAUGGUUGGUCACCAAUAAGAAACCAAAAUGCUUAUAAUUUUUUCAAUCAUCAACGCGUCAUUAAUCGUGGUAAAAUUAAUUUAGGUGGUGAAACCAUACCUUCAGGAAGUACAAUUCUUUACAAUUUUUCCAAUGGUGUUGGCGAUUGGAGAGGAUCAAAUAUCAUAGGAGGUCCGUGGCAAACAAAUGAAUUUGUUUUCCAAUCAACAAAUAGUCUUAAAAUGGAUAUACAAUUAACUCAAGGUGGUCGUUAUACACUCUAUACUCAACAACAAUCAACUAUUAAAGUUAGUGGACGCAAAAAACUGACUGCUCAAGCACGUGUGGCUUCAUGGGGUUUAGCUAAUAAUAGUAUAAUAACUGCAAAACUUUACAUAAAAGCCGGAUCAUCUUGGAAAUGGUAUGACUCAGGUUCAUUUCAAUUAAAAAGUAACACAGCUACAGCAAUUACACUCAAUUUAAGUCAAAUUCCAAUAGCAGAAUUGAGUGAUGUAAGAGAAAUUGGCAUGGAAUACACAUCAAAUGCAAAUGGUGGACAGACAUCUGUUUAUUUAUCGUAUAUCACUGUAGAAUGA
Molecule: messenger RNA, 1494 nt
Organism: Rotaria sp. Silwood2
Lineage: Eukaryota; Metazoa; Rotifera; Eurotatoria; Philodinida; Philodinidae
Source: the annotation of a GenBank genome assembly